Molecule: messenger RNA, 2349 nt
Organism: Mesocestoides corti
Lineage: Eukaryota; Metazoa; Platyhelminthes; Cestoda; Cyclophyllidea; Mesocestoididae
Source: the annotation of a GenBank genome assembly
AUGACGACAAAACCUGUUCCUUCGCAACGCUCUUGGAUUCAUUACUCAGAGACAGUACUGAACGAUGGACAGCAGGACUGGAACAGCCGUUUAAAUGGAUCCACAUCUCAAGUCAAUUCCCAAUCAUCGUCCGUUACGCUUCGUCAAAAGGUCCGACCAUCGAUAACUCCCGAUAGAACAUCGGGAAUCAGCUGCGCCUCGUGGGACCAAAAAACCCAUCAGAGAGCUCGCGAUCGCGGCCACCGACACCGCCUAGGUCGCAUGUUCGCGCGUUCUACUCCCUCAAUCAACACGGAGGAGAAUCUUCAAGCUGUGGUACAAAUGGACAACCUGAUGACGCGUUUGAAAGCUUUUGAAAAUGGAAAUUUACCGAAAAUUCCUCAGGAACUUUUAAGCAUUUUCCCGCAGAAUUUGCCUAGACACGACUUCUCAAUGAUUGAGAAGAUUUGGAGUAAACUCACAACACGUGAACUUCAGGAGUCAAACGGUAUUUCAAAUAGCUCAAACAGAAAAACCAAAGACCAACAACUUUCUGCGAUAAUGGAACUUCUGCAUACGGAGGCAUGUUACUUGAAAACCCUGGAGAUGAUCAUUGAUGUUCACGUUGCAGUUUACAUUGACCUGACAAAGUCUUCAAUCUGGUCAACCCACUUGCUAUACCACGGUGCUUCCCAUGACCGACUGGUCCACUCCCUUACCGAUCAGAAUCUUCUCGAGCCAGCUACCACCAGUGGCUCUGGCUUAGGCUUUGUUCGAGAACGAAUCCGCAGUGUGGCCCACCUCAACCGUCUGUGGAGUCGCGGAGGUCCUGAAGGUAUUUCCUCCUCAUCUUCCUCCCUGAGCAACCUCUCUGCAAUCCCUCUCGGUGAUCUUCCUGGUUUUCCUGCCACCACCUUCGAGAAUAUUUUUGGUAACAUUGGAGCCAUCUACGCAGUGAAUCAUCGCUUCUGGAUCGAUUGUUUCGAACCCUGUCUGAUCGAUGACACUGUGAUUGACGUGAAGCAUUGUAUUCGGAGCAUGCGAAAGACCUUCUCCCAGUUCAAAAGCUACUUCCAUCCCUACGUGGAUUUCAUGGAAACGUACGGUACCCUCGUGGCUAAUAUAAAGUAUUUGGAUGAAAAUAACAAGCUCUUCGCCGCGUACCACGAGUGGACCAAAUCCAACAACACACUGCACUCCCGGGAGAGCCUGACUGGACUCCUAGCCCAGCCUUUUCAACGACUAACUCGAUAUGGCAUUCUACUCAGACGAAUCGAAGAGUCGACUGCCGACGAAUACGAGAUUUCUGCCCUGGAAGAAAUGCUCGCUGCAGUUGACGACUUUGUUAGAGAAGUCGACUUCAAUCACAACAAACAAGAUGCUGCAACAAAAUUGAGCAGUUUCAUCAAGCGGAUUUCCAAAUAUGCCUAUGCUGAAACAGUUCGGUCCGAUUUCAAUGUGGAUCUGCCAUUUGGGUCAACAGACAUUGUGCAAAUGUUGCAACGGCCAAUGAAAUUGGACGGGCGCCAUUGCACGCGGGAGCCAAUCGCUGAAGUGCAGGCCAAGGUCAAAUGCUUAGGCGGAAAGGUUUCGGAUGCGUUGUGCGUUCUACUCACAGACAUGGUCCUCAUCUGUGAACAGUCUAUCUCAAAGAAGCAUCUCAGUGUCUACCGACCACCGAUUGCGCUGAAAAAUUUAACAAUCCUUCGCAAAAGGGACCAUCCAGGCUCAUACGUGGGGCUUAUUACCAACGACCUCGGUUUGCUGGUGGAAAGCUACUUACUUACAAGCGAAGAUAGGGACUUUGAUGCCUGGGUCUCGCUAGUAAACCAACAAAAAGUAAGUGGUUUGGUUCCAUGCACAUAGCGAAAUUCCUCAAGUGGAUCCAUGCAGUCGCAGAUGCUGACUCCCGACUGCUACCACGGCCGGCAUAGCCUGCCGCCUCGUAAUGAGCACCACCGACGCCUCUCCCACGACUCCUCCACAGGCAACCGGGGAGGGUCCAGGGGCAGCGAAUUUCGUCACUUGCCGCCCCAGCCCAACUACUUCACCCUGGAUAGCCGUCCACAGCCCCUGCUCGAGGGAAUCAAGCCGGGCGCCUCCUACUCCUCCCGCCCCGCCUGCCUGCGCCUUCCGCUUGCAACCGACGCGGGCUCCUCCACCGUGGAGGAAGACAGCACGCGCAAGAGCGUCACGAAGAGCGACUCGUCCACCUCGCGAUUCUCCUCGGACUCCUUCAGCCUCACCUCCACCACGGGAGACACACGCUCGACUAGGUCCUCGUCGGUGGCUCGCUCAUUGGAAGACUCGAAAGGCAUCAUCGCUGACAUCGUGCAGACUGAUACUGCACAGAAACAGUCGACGCAGUAA